AUGUCGUCCGUCGUCGAGGCCGCCGUCCCGCUGCACGUCAAGAAGCUCUCGCCGCAGGGCCGGCUGCCCACCCGCGGCAGCGCCUUUGCCGCCGGCUACGACCUGUACGCGGCCAAGGACACGGUCGUGCCGGCGAGGGGAAAGGCGCUUGUCGAUACCGACAUUAGCAUUGCUGUGCCUGCGGGAACGUACGGCCGUAUUGCUCCCCGCUCGGGCCUCGCCUCCAAGCACUUCAUCGACACCGGCGCGGGCGUCAUCGACGCCGACUACCGCGGCCCCGUCAAGGUCCUCCUGUUCAACCACGCCGAGGAGGACUACGAGAUCAAGGAGGGCGAUCGGAUCGCGCAGCUCGUGCUCGAGAGGAUCGUGACGCCGGAUGUGGUCGAGGUGGAGGAGCUGGAGGAGAGCGUUCGGGGUGCUGGUGGCUUUGGAAGCACGGGCAAGAACUAG
Molecule: messenger RNA, 450 nt
Organism: Trichoderma citrinoviride
Lineage: Eukaryota; Fungi; Ascomycota; Sordariomycetes; Hypocreales; Hypocreaceae
Product: dUTP diphosphatase
Exons: 2
Coding region: 1-450 (149 amino acids)
Biological process (GO): dUTP catabolic process; dUMP biosynthetic process
Molecular function (GO): dUTP diphosphatase activity; magnesium ion binding
Source: RefSeq, a predicted model, not a curated record